This is a messenger RNA of Entrophospora candida, 483 nucleotides long. The record is from the annotation of a GenBank genome assembly. NCBI's taxonomy places the organism in Eukaryota, Fungi, Glomeromycota, Glomeromycetes, Entrophosporales, Entrophosporaceae.
AUGAAGGAAUUAUCAUCUAUAAAAACUCCUGGUCUUCAUGGAAAGGGCUAUCCUGAUGUUGCAACUAGGCAACUAAUUAAGUUAUUUGGUGAUUUGCGAUCUGAAAUCAAAAUCUUGGGGUUUUUUGAUAGUGACCCUCAUGGAAUAGACAUUUUAAAUGUCUAUAAAUAUGGAUCACAGGCCAAAUCAUAUGACAAUGAAAAUUUGGCAGUUCAACGAUUUUAUUGGAUUGGUUUACAAUAUAAAGAUAGAAAAGAUUACAAUAUUCCAGAUGAUACAUUAAUUAAAAUGACAACCAAUGAUAAAAAAAAAUGCAAGGAUUUAUUAAAGAAUAAUAAUUUACCAGAAUCCUGGAGAAUUGAAUUACAAAAACUUUUAAAAUCAAAAAAAAAGGCUGAAAUUGAAUCCUUAUGUUACAAAGAUAACAAUAACUUGUUGAAUUAUUUAAUAUCAAAAAUCAACAAUAAUAGAUCAUGGUUAUAA